This is a messenger RNA of Symbiodinium natans, 3228 nucleotides long. The record is from the annotation of a GenBank genome assembly. NCBI's taxonomy places the organism in Eukaryota, Dinophyceae, Suessiales, Symbiodiniaceae.
AUGGCGGAAGCUUCCAGAGAUUUGGCACAGGGCACCAUCGAGGUGAUGGUGUCCGAAGUGGUUUGCGCGAAGGAGCGGAUGGAAGCGCGAGAGGUGGAAGAGGCAUACCAAAAGUUUGAAGAAAGCGAAGAACACAUUCAGGAGUUGCUUGACAGGGGCGCCAUCACCAACGAUGAAGCUCGAAAGUUGCGGACGAGAGCCAAAAUGCACCAGCAAGAUGCCGAGCCCGAGAAACCCAAAAUCUCCAGCGCGGUCAUGGCAGGGGCAGACCAAAUGACGAAUGAGCAAAUGAUCGAAGAGGCCUUGAAAGGCAAACGCCGAUUUUGGCUCAUCGAAUGGAUGCGCAAGACAUUCAGGAUCGACAAAUUGCAAGAUCGAAUAUCCCGCGAGAAGCGUCGACGCGCUCACCCAGAAUUUGUGCAUAAGUGCCCCCUCAUUGCCGGCAUGGUGAAGUCUGGAAUGACUUUCGAGCUGGUGACCUUUUUUCUAGUUGCUCUGAACGGCCUCCUUACGGGCGUGCAGAUCUCUGUCGCCACCUCACAUGCAUGUUUCAGCCUCAGAAAUGUCAUCACCUACCGACGGCCAGAGGAAGCACUUUUUACAUCAGAUGCAGUGUGCACAGACUCCCAGGAAAUCUUGCAACCCUUCUUCCUUUGUGAGCCCCCCGAGCAGGUGCGGCUAUUCAUCACGCUCUUUUGCGUGAGCGUUGCCGCGGGCUUGAUCAUACAUCACCCGGCAGCGGUCAGAUUCUACCGAUUGACAAUGCGCGCCAAUCUGACGCACAAUAGCCGCAGAGGUUUGGGAUAUACGGCCUGCAAGGCCUACGGCCUUUUCCCAAUACCGAAACUGCCAGAAAGUCACUUCCAAAUGGUUGGCUGGCUGCUCGUCGUGUCUCUACUCCUAGCUUGCCAUGCGCACCUGGCGCCGCGAUUUUUCCUCUUUGCUGGAUUUGGUUUGUACUUCCUGUACUUUGGGCAGCUGUUCUGCGAGUCCAAGCAUGGCGGGCAUGGCGCUCUGCUGCUGCCUUCGAUCCUGCUGCUCUUGGCUCUGAGUGGCGGUCCAAGGGGGACUCCCUGGAGCCUUGUGUUCAUCAAGUUGUUUCUGGGAGUGGUCUACUUCGCCGGCGCUGUGUCGAAAGUUGUGGUGCCCUGUGUGUUUGGCCGGCCCUGGCUUGGCAGCACAAUGCAAGCCUACAUCCUGGAUGCCAUGUGGAGCCGACCGCACUCCUGGCUUCUGGUGCAGAAGUUGCAGCUUAUACUGCUUCAACGGUGGUGGCUGUGCACCUUUAUGGCGGUGUCAGCACUGAUUUUCGAAUUUGGAUGGCUGCCUCUUGUAAUGCUGGGCGGCCGAACGGGCUCUGUUCUUGCGGGAGCUGUGGCAUUUUCAUUUCAUCUUGGCGUCGAUAUUUUGCAGGGUCUGGACUUCAAGCCAUUCUGGUGUCCGGUUUUCUGGGUUUUCCUGCCGGACUUGCAGUCAUUGUGGCAUGGUCAGGAUCUGCCGAACGAGACGUGGACGAAUGUACUUGCGCAGGGCUUCGUUGAAGAGCCGUGCCGCUGGAUCAUGAGUGCAACGUACCUCGUCCUCCAGGUCAUUGUUGCUAUCCGCUUCAUGGACUGCAGAGAGGGCAUGGAGUGCUUGCCACUCACAUGCUGCCCCAUGUUUGCGGUGCCCCGCAACAUCUUCGAAGACGAGCUCCGCGGAGGGGUGAUGACCGACAUGGAUCUUAGAGGAGGUGGUUAUGUGGACUUCGCCUACAACUUCUUUCCGUGGAUGUCAGAUCUUCCGAUGAGAGAUGUUGACAUGCAGCGCAUGCCGGGCCGGGUCCUCUUUUGGAUGUCCACGCUUCAUUGCGAUCCUAAUCUUACGAGAUUGCUGAAGCCGGAGUUCUUGAACAAGGAGCUUCUUCUCAGCGCAAACUUCGAGAUUUCACCUGCCCUGGAAUCCAAGCUUCACGAAUAUGUGAGGCAGUUGGAGCAGGCUUCCCCAGCAGACUGGGCUGAUCCUGCCAAGAUUGGUUCCAUCGUGGAGCUGCAAGCUGAGUGUCGGAACCUGUUUGAAGCGCAUACGUGCCGCACCAAACCUCUUCAGGACUGCGUCGACUCUGGCGAAAUUAGCGUAAAACAGAGUGGACCUGUCCUGUUGAACUUCAUGAGCUUCUUUACGCCGACAUUUUGCUUCAUCGGAGAGAUCAUUCUGCGCGUUAUUGCCGACGGGUGGACGUGGUUUUUUGCGGCCGGGAACGCCAGUGACGUGGUGUUGAUCGCAGUUACAGGAAUCAUCCCAAGCUAUAUCUUGGGACCUGUCUUUGACUUCCAGAGUCCACUUUUCCGGAUUGGGCAGGCUUUGCGAUGCAUUCGCCUCAUUCGAAUCCUGAAAAGCGUUCGCACCAUCAGUUAUUUCCGAAUUCUUUGGUCGCUCGUCAGCGGUAUUGUUGACAGCGGCCGUAUUCUUCUGUGGACCCUGACGAUCAUCACGGUGGUCUUGUACAUGUUUUCCAUCUUCUUCGUGCAGCUGCUGCUGCACUCUGGUCUAGAGUUUACAGAAGAAGUGCAAGAAUCUGUCAUCGACAUUCAUUUCUUGACCGUCCCGGAAGCCAUGUUCACGUUGUUUCAGUGCCUCACGCUGGAUAGCUGGACAUCAUUGAGCCGACCGCUGCAAGUUGGUCAUCCUCAAAUCGGCAUCCUCUGGGUGCUUUAUGUGGCGGUGGCUUGCAUGGUGCUGAACAAUCUCGUCAUUGCCGUCAUCGUGAACAAUGCAUUUGCUAGAGCGGAGCAGGAUGAAGAGCUCCAAGCCUCAAUUGCUCGAGAAACAACAGAAGGAGAGCUGAAUGAUCUCAGGACUCUGUUUGAUGAGCUUGUGAAGGAGGGCAGUGCGUACCUCACGCGAAAGGAGUAUGAGCAAGCCCUCGGAACCAGCGAGUCCUUGUGGACGAAGCUCAAGAUUGUCAACUUAGAGGAGAACGAGAUUUUGAAUCUUUGGUCGUUUAUAGAUUUUCCAGACGAAGUUGAUCGCGAAUAUUUCGCUUCACAGAUUCGAAACCUGAAAGGCGAAUGCAAAGCAAAAACCAGCUUCACCGUGGCCAUGACUCUCAAGAAACUAGAUACGAGACUAAAUCAGGCCAGAACGAAUUUGGAGGUGCAUAAGAGGAUGUGCGAGGCUGGUGUGUGCACUUGUCGAACUGCCUGUGCUUGUGCUGCUGACGUCUGUACUUGGACGGAUGGGGAUUAA